AUGGAAGAACCGGCCCUGUUAGUGCAUAACAUAGUCAAGGGUGAAAAAGUCAAGCCAAUUUUUGAGGAACCACCCAACCCUACAAAUGUCGAAGCCACUUUACAAAGGAUUAAGGCAAACGAUCCUACUCUCCUGGAAGUGAACCUGAAUAACAUCAAGAAUAUUCCAAUUCCAACUUUGAAAGAACUUGCAAAAGCAAUGGAAACCAAUGCACAUGUGACGAAAUUCAGCCUGGCAGCUACUCGGAGCAAUGACCCUGUCGCCAUUGCUUUUGCUGAUAUGUUAAAAAUGAACAAGACCCUGAAAAGCCUAAAUAUAGAAUCCAAUUUUAUUACCGGAACAGGCAUCCUUGCCUUGAUCGAUGCACUGAAAGGGAAUGAAACACUGACAGAGAUUAAAAUUGACAACCAGAGGCAACAGCUUGGGACAGCAGUAGAGAUGGAGAUUGCUCAGAUGCUGGAAGAGAACUCGCAGAUUCUCAAAUUUGGGUACCAGUUUACUAAACAAGGUCCAAGGACAAGGGUGGCUGCAGCCAUCACUAAAAACAAUGACCUCGUUCGCAAGAAGCGAGUAGAAGGAGACCGCCACUAGUCUUGCCUAAGAAGACAUGGCCAAGCUACCUGUCAAAGAGUUCUGUUCCAUCCACGAGCCGAGAAAAUCCACUGGUCUUAAGGGGAGACACUGGAAAGUCUUUAGAAUGAGGCUACUCAUGUUCCGUUACGCUCACCCCUGCCCUUAUAUUUUCAAUGGAAUAGUCCAGGCUGAUUUUCUUUUCUUUUUUCAAAGACAUAUUUUUCGAAUCAGUUAUGUAAAGCCAACAUGCAUACAUAUGGCUUCUUAUAAAACCUCUAAAAUUACUCUGGUCCAAUGGUUAUGGACCUAGAACAGGAUCCUUUUGUGGUCAGACCCUACUAAUGCUCCAGUCCAAAUUUUACUUGCACAAAUAAGAAAAAUUCCCUGCAAUGCAUUCUUUUUGUGAUGCAGUUCUAUAUCAGUUGUUCCAAUUUGGGAAAUAUAUCCUCAUGCUCUGAAUUCAGGUCACUCAGAACUCUGGGGCAGGUCCUAGCAUAGGUACCCAAAUUGAUAUUCCUUUGCUAAUGAAUGAGAAUCACAAACCCAAUCGGUGAAACAAAUGGGACUUGGGGAUGACUAUGUUUUGUGUGUUUCUCAGUCUUAUAUUCCAUCAUUCCAUCCUGCUGCAAAGUAGGGAUAGAUCCACUUUGUGUCCACUAUACUGAUCACUUUAUAUGUGAGUCUUUGUACACAGCACGGAGUUGUAAGUGACAAAGAGGUCAUGUUAAGACACUUCGAGGCAGGGCCAUUUUUCUACCAGCAGCCUUCCUUUACCAAAUAGGUCAGGCUUUGAUAUCCAGACUACAAUGUGCCAUAGAGAUCCACUGCCGGGAAGAGUUUGCUGAGCAAAGCGCAUGAGAUGAAUCACAUAAUGACUUGGUUCAGUCGGCACAUCAGAGCAUAAUUAUGAUUUGCACACAUAUGGCUGAUUGGUAAAUGACUAGGUUCAAAUAUCAGCCCAAAUCAUAGCUUGGUGUGAUCUGAAUUGAGAUGGAAACAUACAUGGCGUAGGGUUGGCCGUAGCUAUCCUUCCAGCCUAGAAGUCAUGGACUUGAGCACAAGAAAAAAAGAAACACUUCCACUAAAUCAACUGAGGAGAGACUGAGCUUUUCCAUGUUCGUACCACCAAACGUCCUGUGAAUUCAUUGGUGCAGUCUGAGUUAUCCUUGUGAGUGCUGUCGAAUCCUAACUGUUUACAUGUGUUAAGUUAGACCAACCAGCUUCUCAAUGUGUUGUCCUGUUGGGUGACAUCAUGUAACCAACACGAGUGUUGCCAAACUUAAACUAGCUUCAAGCCACGUAGUUAAAAAAUAUAAACAAAUAAACAUGUUUUUUU
Molecule: messenger RNA, 1909 nt
Organism: Anolis sagrei ordinatus
Lineage: Eukaryota; Metazoa; Chordata; Lepidosauria; Squamata; Anolidae
Source: RefSeq, a predicted model, not a curated record